AUGGAUGCCACAGAAUCCCCCGGGCCUGACACAAUCGACAUCAUCAGCACCGCAGGGACAUGGCUUGCUGUGUUCCUCGCCCUCGUCGCUCUUGUCGGCAUCCUUGGCCCCUGGUUGGCGAUCAGAGCAGCAUUCAGCGAUAAGAACCGUGCUCUCAACGCCGUGUAUGAUAUGCAUGGGGAUUAUGUUACACGUGGAAUCGUAAUUUCGGGGAAUUUGCGUUUAUUCCGACAGACGAAGAUCCCUGACCUUGCACCCAAGUUUAACACCAAUACACCGGAGAUUCCAAAACUGAUCAGCGAAGAUAACGCGGGCAGGCUUUUGGAAUUCAGACAGCCACAUUACAACUCCUGGAAUACAGGCUGGUCCAAGUUAUGUGCAUUAAUUCAGGCCCAACAAGUGGUGGAAACAGAAAACCAUGAACCUACAACCAAUCACCCUACAGAAACCAACAUUAACAUCGACGAACAAGCACGGGGGCCAGGAUGGUCCUGGCGCAGGAUACUUCGUCGUGAGGAAGCGGAUGGUGAUAUUGAAGAUGCCAACGGCGAAGAAAAUGCACUACAAAACAAUCCUAGGACAGUACCCUCGGCUGAGCCCGUGCCACAGCCCAAUUCUGAUAAACUAGGAGUCGUACCGGAAACAUUCAAGGACAUGAGCUCUCUCGGCGGCACCUUGGACAUUGUCGAAUCCCGCACCGCCGUGGCAGCGAGCAGAUACUGGAUCCUUCUAUUGGGUUUACUCGGAAAGUACUCCAGUCCGGCCCACCGAGGGGCCGCAAGCCGUCUGAUUCUAGGCGACUUUCCUGGCGAACGACUAUCGAAUUACGCGGCUAGCCAAGGCGAUGACACCGCCAGUGAGGUCACGGAGACGGACAACCAAUCCUGGGAGACUCACGUUUCGCGUGGUCCGUACCAGGGGACUAGGGGUCCAAGUCAUGGCGAAAGAUAUCGAGCCUAUCUCAGUAGCCACGGUACGUGGGAGCUAUCAAGCGCCCCGGCUAGAUCGAUAGAAGGAUACACGGGAUCUUUCCGCGACCUCGGCCGACACAGAGGUAGCUUUGUCAACCAAAGUACAGUCACCUUUUCACCUAAGACAGUGAGCGAGAGCAGGGAAAGGGGAUCUUCCAGACUCAAAAAACAGGUAUCCUCGAUCGUGGUGCAGUUUUGGCUCGCCCACGGCUUCCUUCCGUCAAAUACCAAAUCCGGGCAACCUGACGAGGUUAUUUCCUUACAAGAUCCCGUUCAAGAUGGUAUGAACCCCGGAUUGAACGAGCUAUUUACAGGAGAGGGGAAAGACCAGCGGACGAAAAGCUAUCUCAGUCUGGCUGAAACGGCCAACGUACCUCUCUCUAUCAAGAAGUCUUCCAUCGCGCUCGGGGUGCCUUCAUGCACGACGAAACAAUGGAUAGCACAUGACGAGCCCACUUUGACCACUUUUGACGAGUGGACACAGGUCAAGAUCAAAGAAAAAACCAUGAAUGUUCUAAGGAGUGAUCUAUUCGUAAUAAUUAACCGGCUGCUGAUGAUCACUUGGGAUGAUUGGGGGUACUUGAUAUGGAAGUCAAAGUCAGAAUCCAACAUUUGGACCAAUGUUCUCGAACCUGUCGCGUCCGACACUUUCAAAAAUGGCCGGUUGAUCCGGCCCUUCCUGUGGGAACAUUGUACAGAAGGGGAAAUCAACACAACAACAGAAGGCCAUCGGAUUAUCCCCGACCACAGUGCGCUCGACUGGAGGGUAAAUGCGAAGUUUUAUGCCCCUAAAACGGCGGAUUAUGUCCAAUUCGAAGUCGCAGUAGAGACUUGGAUCAACAACAAGGAAGCAAAGCUUCCUAUCGCCUUCUUAUUCAUCAAUGAUCAGAGCUUCCGGAAAUCUAUCCUCGAAAUGCUCAGCCAUACUCCGAUUCCGACAUUAGCCAGAGAUCAGCCUUCCGACCAAGAGCCUGAUCCCUCAGACCCGGUACGGGACCAAACUACUCAACUCAAUCCCACUGCGGCAUGGGUUGAAGAUGUGGCGCAAGCUUCUAGUGCAUCCGAAGGAGGGAGGGCUUCGUCCCAAAGCGCUGAUUGGUCAUGCAGAAGGUCAUCAUCUAUCGAAGGACCAGAAUUUGAGGAGGACGACCCUAGGCUCACCCUGGCCGGACCCCAGACUGAAGAAGACCGGCAGCCGGCAGAACAGCCCCCACAACCUCUCUACCACUUGGGAAGAGGAGUCACAAAAUUCAAGUACUGUAGGACUCGAAAUCUUAUCAAGUGGAAAUCCGUCGCGGCGAAUGGGACAGAAGCAGAUAAACAAGCGUCCCUUCCGUCUGAAUCGUCUCUGGAUAUCAACAACCAACCAUCUGGAGACCCCUCUGGGGGCGCAGGGGACGAUGGCCACGAAGUUGACAUCUCAGAUACGGAUGUGAUUUUCAUUGCUCUCUGGGCGGCAACACGGUGUGCAAUUUGGAUGUCUUCGGAGGACUCCAUCCCACUCAUCAAAUUUGUCAAUAAUCUUGAUCGCUAUGUUUGGGUGAUCUGA
Penicillium paradoxum is the source of this 2520-nucleotide messenger RNA. RefSeq lists its product as uncharacterized. The record is from RefSeq and is a predicted model, not a curated record. NCBI's taxonomy places the organism in Eukaryota, Fungi, Ascomycota, Eurotiomycetes, Eurotiales, Aspergillaceae. The transcript has a single exon. The coding region runs from base 1 to 2520 and encodes 839 amino acids.